Amphiprion ocellaris (clown anemonefish) is the source of this 1489-nucleotide messenger RNA. RefSeq names its product lysine methyltransferase 5Ab (gene kmt5ab). The record is from RefSeq and is a predicted model, not a curated record. Bases 120 to 1148 code for a protein of 342 amino acids. The transcript has 8 exons. Lineage: Eukaryota; Metazoa; Chordata; Actinopteri; Pomacentridae. Gene Ontology annotation, molecular function: protein binding; histone H4K20 methyltransferase activity.
GUACAGUAGUAGUCUGGAGUUUGUUGCUGCAGAAGCAGUGGAGUGAGCUAAACGAGGACCCCCAGUAGUCAGCGGGCAACAUUUAAAAGACAUUUUUUGGUUGUUUUCCGGGAAUUGAGAUGGCAAAAGGGAAGAAAAAUGUGGUGAGAACCGACAAAAAGCCCGAGGAAACUGUUGAACAUAAAGUCACUUCACAGACGGAAACAAAGGAGAACAAACCAACAACUAACAAGGAUUGUGUGGGUAAAGUGCAGUCAGUUCUUCAGGGUCUACGGAGUCCAGGCAAACCUAGAUCCCCUUUGAGUGACAGUUCGAGCAUGCUGAUCCAGGAAGGCAACGAUUUUGAUGCGAGUAAUCCUGACACUUCAAGGCAGAAAAAAGGCAUACCGAGUGAAAUUAAAUCUGACAGUUGCGAGUCUAAAGAGCAGCAGCAGCAGCCUGAAGUGGCUUGUCACACUCAUGGGAUAAGAGAGCAAGCUACUGCCCACCCUGAGCAAAAAGAGUCCACGCCACAAUCAGAUGUCAGGUCUGCGACAAACAGUAAAGUUUCAGAAGCCAAGCCUCGCAGUAGAACCGGUCGCAAACUUGGAGCAAAAAAAAUGGACAAUAAAGCUCCCCAAAACAGAAAGGUCACAGACUAUUAUCCCAUCAGACGGAGUAACAGAAAAACUAAAGCAGAGUUGAAGAGUGAAGAACACAGAUACAUUGAUGACCUGAUAAAGAAUGGCACUGAAGAGGGAAUGCAGGUCAAACACAUAGAAGGAAAAGGAAGAGGAGUUUUUGCUGUCAAGGGUUUUAAAAAAGGAGACUUUGUUGUGGAGUACCAUGGAGACCUACUGGAGCUUGCUGAGGCUAAAAUGAGAGAGGCCCAGUAUGCUCAGGAUCCUCAAACAGGCUGUUACAUGUACUACUUCCAGUAUCAAUCUAAAACUUACUGUGUCGAUGCUACAAAGGAAACAAGCCGUCUUGGAAGACUGAUCAACCACAGUAAAACAGGAAACUGUCAGACGAGGCUUCACCCCAUCGACGGAAUCCCUCAUCUGAUCCUGGUAGCUUCCAAAGACAUCGAAGCAGAGGAGGAGCUGCUGUAUGACUAUGGUGACAGAAGUAAAGCUUCAAUCUCAGCACAUCCUUGGCUCAAGUAUUGAAAUCCGUUCACAUUUCAGAAGAAUUGGUGCUCUCUGCUUUCUAUUUCAUCGUUAUGUAAAAGAUGCUGUACUUGUCCUCAAAAUGCUUUAAGUAUAAAAAUGUUUUUGUUUUAAAUGGAAGCCGAAGCUUCAACUCAUGAAGGGUGUAUUUUUGCUAAAUUUGUUUUUAUCAUGCUUUUAUAGUUUUCUUAACUAAUGGACACAAAUUUGAAGAGUAUUUUUUGCUUGAAGUAGUGUUUCAUUGUCCAUGGGGACUCUAUUGUAAUGAAUGCAAUUCUGGAUAUUGUAAAUUAUUGCUUGUGCUGUAAAUUGAGGAAUAAAACUGGUGAGUUUUCAUUCCA